Molecule: messenger RNA, 1077 nt
Organism: Vespa velutina
Lineage: Eukaryota; Metazoa; Arthropoda; Insecta; Hymenoptera; Vespidae
Exons: 2
Coding region: 202-831 (209 amino acids)
Source: RefSeq, a predicted model, not a curated record
AACAAACGUACGUAUACGUAGAGAAAUGACGACGAGUUCUUUGAUAUCUUAGUAAUACCGUCGUCGCACGUAAGUCCUUCUUCGUCAAAGAAAUACCUUUAACCUAAAAGCCAUACGCUAUCGCUGAAAAUAAUUACCCGACGACAAUAUCACGAAACGUUUCGUCUUAUCUCAUAGGAAAAAGAAAGAAGAAGAACAAAAAUGAAGAAGAAAAAGGAGAAGAAAAAAAAUAUGCAAACAUUAACGAUUAGAGUUUUUCCUAUAAAUAAAGCUGGUCGGGCCCACCGUACGUGUUAUAAUUGUACGACCAAACGAGAAAUCACUCGUCGUUUUUCAAAAGCAAUGAUCCGAUUCAACAGAACAGUCUUUAUUUUUCUUCUUCUUCUCGGUGCAGUUCGUUUUCAGAACGUCGAAGCUACGAUCGAUAUUUUCAAGAUAAUCGAACCGACACGGCGUUUAUAUUGUCAAAUAAAUUGCGUUGAUCUCAACAGUUGGAAUUUCAUUUGGAACUCGUUAUGUUUGAAAUUAUGUCCCGAAUUAGUAUUGCUUGUGACCACCGUUACGUCCGCACAGACGACGGAAAAUGGCGUUUCUACAUCGGCGCCGAUAAUUAUGACGAUGCCAGGUACAUCCACUUCGACCGGUGGUGUACCAUCCUCGACUACGUCGAGUUCAGGGAUGACAAUGAGUACGAUUGCAUCAACUUCUUCUGCAUCAACUCCUCCUGCAUCAACUUCUUCUGGAACAACUUCUUCUGGAACAACUUCUUCUGGAUCAACUUCUUCUACAGCAACAACUUCUACAGCAUCUACUACAAGAACUAUGAUGUAGGGAUCAUUGAUCCGAGUGAUUUCUCAUCUCAUAAUUGUUGAUCAUCUCAUCGAACAAAUACAAGAUGGCGUUGCAUGUUCAAUUAUAAAUACGAUGAUAAAUUAAUAAUGUUCAUAGGUUUGUUCAUAUGUUCGAAUCUAUCUAUUGCGUUUAGAGAAAACGUAAAUAUUUUUUCUUCAUUUCUUUUUUUUUUUUUUUCUUUUGUUUUUUCUUCUGUAACUCCGCAUAUUACUUUAUCUACUUAAU